UAAUUCCUAAUUUUAAUAGCCACCUGUUCAAGCCCCCAAACAGGCAAGGCGAAGAUACUUUUGAUAUCACGGAGGACUUGAAAAUAAAUGUGAGCUCAGCGCCAAAACGCAACACUCUCUCAGCGAGGUUUUGCGCUCUCCGUUACAAGGAGGGAAGGAAGUGGCGACUGGCUGAAAACGGUGAAACAUCUUUCGUAAACCAGGGGCAGAUAACUCCACCAUGCACUGAUCAAAUUGGCCAUCUGCUUUCACAUUAUCACCUGCUCUUUGGGUCCUCAAACAAAAUGGCGGAUAGUAUGAACAAGGAGUUGUUCCUUGACAUCCUCACUAAAGAGGAAAAAGAGGCUCUUCUCACAAAGAAAAUGGAGGAAAUUCGCAAAAAGAAUGAUGCUCUCCGCAAGAGACAUGAGGAAAUAGAAGCGGAUAAAAGAGUUGCCGCCAAAAAUAACCCCAAUAAAGAUGUCAACUCCUAUACCAGGGAAACUUCAAGUCCUGGGUCAUCAUCCCCUCAGAAAGAAUCUAAGCUUCUCCCUGGGGAAGACAAACGUGGACCCCGUCCGAAGACUGGAGGGAGGGGCAAGUCCCAGGUAGGCGGGAAGAGCAAGGAAAAGAAGCCACAGCAAGGUGUUUUUCGAGUUAUACGUUGGCAACCCCAGACUGGUGAAGUUGACAUCACUGAGGACGAUGCCAAUGAUGGUGGUGAUGAAGGAGACGGGAUGACAAGGUGCCCCCCCUCCCGGUUCCACACUGAUCCCCAUGAAGCAGGGCAGGAGGAUGGGGAGGAGGCAAAGCAUGAGAUGAAGACCACCCCUGCCAAGAGAAACAGACGACCCCAAAUGACCUCAGAGGACCAUGAAGAGAUGGCUGAAAGGAGAGGUCGCCUCAUACCCUCAAGUCGACCCCAGAGAAGUUCAAGCAAGCUGGGCCCAGAAGAUGGUCCACCUCCAGACCCCUCCUACAACUUCCUUGCUGACCGCCGCAGAGAAGGGCCCGCCAAAGAAUCUAAUGGAGAAUCCCCAGCGGAAAAAAUCCGCAAGUCUGACACUAGACGACACCCCAAGAAUUAUGGGGGACAAGAUUUUAAUAAUGUUAAAACACAAAUGAGAACAACCAAAGAACGACAGGAGCGUCCCAAGUCGGGGCCCCCUCGCACCAAGAUGGAGCUUGCGAUGGCGAUGACAGGGAAAGAGCGGAAGCAGUACCUGGAGUGGAAGGCCGAGCGCGACCGUGUGGACCAGGAGAGAAUGGACCGCCAGAAGUCUACCUCAGGAGAGUGGAGGCGUGCAUGGGAUGCAGAUAAGAAUCAGCAAGAUUUCGAACAACCUUCAAGUCCACAGAGAACAGAGCCAGCCAAACGUCCAGCUGGUCGAAUCGGUAGUGGUAGAUUUGACCGUGGGGAACGAGAGGAACGGCACCGGGGAGAUGCCCCGAGACUAAAAGCAGGCGUCAAGCAGGAACAAGAUGUCCAAAAUAAGCCAGUGGGUAGAGGUCGUGCUCGUGGCCGUGGUCGUGGUCGUGGUCGUGGUGAUCGCUCACCCCGUCAGAGGACAUUCUCCAGUGGGGAUGAAUCCAGGAAGGUGGAGAGACAGAAGGACCUUCUUGUGGUGAAGAUUGACAACUCUGGGAAAGACACAAACCAGUCUGUGGAGGUGGAGUACUGGGAUGAUGACAUGGUUGAUGUCAAGUCCAACUCUGCUGCUUCUGUCAAGUCUGGAACUAGUUCACGCGACGGUCAUUCCAAUCAUACUCGUUGUAGGCGUCGUGAUGACCACCAGUUUGAUGACCAUGAUGAAGGUCAAGAUGGUGAUGACAGCUGUGUUGGUGGUCAUCCACAUCGCCACACACUUAGUCACAGUCUGGGUGAUGAGAAUGAGCAUGAUGAGUCUUGGGAAGAUUGUCCAGAGGACAGUGAGUUUUAUGCAGAUGAUGAUUAUGCAGAUGGGGAUGACAAAUAUAAGGAGCCUCUAAAGCUGGAAUGUAAGUUGAACCCAGAUGCACCAGAGUUUACUCCAACAUCACCAGAGUUCAUGAAGACACCACCAGGCCAUGUCAAGGUCAUGGACUGGGUGACUGAGGUGAAUUCAAAUCUCAGCCCAACUUCACCCCCUCCGACCUUGGAUGGGGUAAAUAAUGAGGAGUGUAAAAAGGCACUCUUCAAAGAUAAGUCAAAUAGUGCAGGAAAGAGCUCUUCUCAUGGUGGAGUUACAAAAAAUGACACUAAAGUUUCUGAAGAAGAACUUAGUGCCAGUUACAUUGAUGAGAAAGAAAGUUGUGAUACUGCUGCCCCUGAAGCUUCAGAGGAGUUCCUAGAUGCUUCUGGAGAUGUAGGAGAGGCUGAUAUAUCUCAGCUCUCCAAUCAGGAAGUAGGACACGAACAUGAAUCCAAAUCCAGCCCUGUUGGUAGCUGUGGGAAUGUUGAAGGUGACGCUGACCCAUCCACUCAGAACACGGAGGUCAGCACACCUCAUAACGACAAAGUAAUAGAUGAAGCCCAGUCAUACUCAAAGGUGAAUGUGCCAAAUGAACCUCAAGGGAACAAUGAAACUAUUGUCAACAGUGAUGCUGCUGUCAGUAAAAUGAAAGAGGUUGAUGGUAAUAUGCAUAGUGGGGAUGACAUAUCCCUGAUAGAUCAACCGCUAAUUUCUGGUGAAACUGGGAUUUCAGCAAAAGCAGCUCCAAUGAAUCCCACAAUAGAUGCAAUAAAAGUAGACUCCACAGAGAUGGAUUUCACGGCAGAUGCCACAACACUGGACCCAACAACAUUGGUGUCCACAGCAGAUAUCACGUCAGUUGAUCCCACAGCAGAUGCCACAUCAGUGGAUCCCACAGCAGAUGCCACAUCAGUGGAUCCCACAGCAGAUGUCACAUUGGUUGAACAGACGUCAGAUGCCACAUCAGUGGAUCCCACAGCAGAUGCCACAGCAGUGGCCCCGACGUCAGAUGCCACAUCAGUGGAUCCCACAGCAGAUGCCACAUCAGUGGAUCCCACAGCAGAUGUCACAUUGGUUGAACAGACGUCAGAUGCCACAUCAGUGGAUCCCACAGCAGAUGCCACAGCAGUGGCCCCGACGUCAGAUGCCACAGCAGUGGAUCCCACAGCAGAUGCCACAGCAGUGGCCCCGACGUCAGAUGCCACAGCAGUGGUUCCCACAGCAGAUGCCACAGCAGUGGAACCCACAGCAGAGAUUGCAAGUGAGCUGUCCACACAGCAGAUGGCCAAACCAGACAUGACACCUCUGACUGAUAGGUCAGACCAGUUACAAACACAUCAGUUGGUGCAGGAAAAAGUGCCAACUGUUGACAAUGAUCAGAAGAGCUCUGUAUCUGAGACUGUUGUUGCUGCUGAGAGCAAAACAACAAUCCCAACAACUACCACCGCAACAGCUGAAAGCUCUCAUGUUGAAUGAGGAUCUUGCAGAGGAAGGCCUACAGUUUCAACACGACAGUUUUCACAUCAUCCUUUCGACAACAUAUCCGCCCUGCUUUUAGGGAAAACCACAGCCAAAAAGAUAUCCAUGUUUUUAACUUCAUUUCAUCCAAUCAGCAUUAUGUUGUUUAAAUGUUAUGUCAGGUUUUAAGUAAAUCUUAGAUUUGAAAAAGUUUAAAGUUGUUUUACAUUAUAAACUAUAAUCUGAUUCAAUGUUUCCAUGGAACAUGGGGUGAGUACAUCUUCCAGUCUCUGAGGAUGGGAUGUCCUCCAUCCCUUAAUGUGGGAAGUAUGUCUGACAGGACUAGUGCAGUCGCUAGCCACAGGAUUGUUAGUGCCACCGCAAUGUGUCUUAUUGACCUCAUAAAUGUCCCCCAUGAGGUACGUUAUGAAAUGUCUAGUGUUUUAAGGUGCUCUGAUACUCAGUAUGUUUUUAUUCACUUACAGUACAUGUCAAAUGUGAAGUUUUUUUCUUUUUAACAUAUUAUGUGUGCCAGGUCGUGAAAACGAAUCAGUUGCUUAAGAGAUGAAGUUUGUCAUUUCUUUCAAUCAUGGUACAUGUUAUUUGAUACUACUGUCUAUGUGAAGCGAUAGUAUUUAGUUUUGAUAGCUGGCCAACAGCCAGCAUUGAAGUACUGCCCUUUGUGAGACAGUGUUGUGAGUAUUUUAUGUGCUUGAGAUGUGUUUGAUAUUGAAUUGUACAUAGUCACAGAUGCUGUUUGUUCUUAUGUGCUCAUCCUGCAUAUUUGAAAUUGUGUGUUCCAUUUAGAACAUGUUUGUUGAUAGAAUUGGUCAGCUGAACUUUAUUUAUGCAAAUUCAUGCAAACAAUUACUUAUAAAUGUCCUUCCCAUAUUUCAUUGGUAGUCUUGUUUACUGCUAUUGGUUGUUGCAAUUCUUUUACAUUCUGUCCUGGGAGACUAUUCUUCCACUGACAUUUUGUAAGAAUGAAAAGGUUAUUUUAAGUCAUAGAUCAAUUCAUAAUAUUUCAUAUAUCAAAUUCAUUUUACAGUCACUUGUUAUUUAUUGACAACUAUACAUUGUCCUUCAUAUUUAUGUACUGUGCAAUCAUAUCCACAGUUAUUGCAUUUAGGAUGUGAAAACUUCACUUGUAUAGGACUCUAAUGUACAAAAGAAGCAGUAUUCACUUCCAUAAUAUUUAUCUGUAGUGAGGUUGACAGAUAAACAUGUUUGCUACUCCAUCCUGCCACACAACAUGGAGGCAACAGAUGGCCAAGCCUGAGUGUGCUACAUCCUGCCACACAACAUGGAGGCAACAGAUGGCCAAGCCUGAGUGUGCUACAUCCUGCCACACAACAUGGAGGCAACAGAUGGCCAAGCCUGAGUGUGCUACAUCCUGCCACACAACAUGGAGGCAACAGAUGGCCAAGCCUGAGUGUGCUACAUCCUGCCACACAACAUGGAGGCAACAGAUGGCCAAGCCUGAGUGUGCUACAUCCUGCCACACAACAUGGAGGCAACAGAUGGCCAAGCCUGAGUGCUGCUACAUCCUGCCACACAACAUGGAGGCAACAGAUGGCCAAGCCUGAGUGUGCUACAUCCUGCCACACAACAUGGAGGCAACAGAUGGCCAAGCCUGAGUGUGCUACAUCCUGCCACACAACAUGGAGGCAACAGAUGGCCAAGCCUGAGUGUGCUACAUCCUGCCACACAACAUGGAGGCAACAGAUGGCCAAGCCUGAGUGUGCUACAUCCUGCCACACAACAUGGAGGCAACAGAUGGCCAAGCCUGAGUGUGCUACAUCCUGCCACACAACAUGGAGGCAACAGAUGGCCAAGCCUGAGUGCUGCUACAUCCUGCCACACAACAUGGAGGCAACAGAUGGCCAAGCCUGAGUGUGCUACAUCCUGCCACACAACAUGGAGGCAACAGAUGGCCAAGCCUGAGUGCUGCUACAUCCUGCCACACAACAUGGAGGCAACAGAUGGCCAAGCCUGAGUGUGCUACAUCCUGCCACACAACAUGGAGGCAACAGAUGGCCAAGCCUGAGUGCUGCUACAUCCUGCCACACAACAUGGAGGCAACAGAUGGCCAAGCCUGAGUGCUGCUACAUCCUGCCACACAACAUGGAGGCAACAGAUGGCCAAGCCUGAGUGCUGCUACAUCCUGCCACACAACAUGGAGGCAACAGAUGGCCAAGCCUGAGUGCUGCUACAUCCUGCCACACAACAUGGAGGCAACAGAUGGCCAAGCCUGAGUGCUGCUACAUCCUGCCACACAACAUGGAGGCAACAGAUGGCCAAGCCUGAGUGUGCUACAUCCUGCCACACAACAUGGAGGCAACAGAUGGCCAAGCCUGAGUGCUGCUACAUCCUGCCACACAACAUGGAGGCAACAGAUGGCCAAGCCUGAGUGCUGCUACAUCCUGCCACACAACAUGGAGGCAACAGAUGGCCAAGCCUGAGUGUGCUGCACCAUCCUGCCACACAACAUGGAGGCAACAGAUGGCCAAGCCUGAGUGCUGCUACAUCCUGCCACACAACAUGGAGGCAACAGAUGGCCAAGCCUGAGUGUGCUAAACCAUCCUGCCACACAACAUGGAGGCAACAGAUGGCCAAGCCUGAGUGCUGCUACAUCCUGCAACACCACAUGGAGGCAACAGAUGGCCAAGCCUGAGUGCUGCUACAUCCUGCCACACCACAUGGAGGCAACAGAUGGCCAAGCCUGAGUGCUGCUACAUCCUGCCACACAACAUGGAGGCAACAGAUGGCCAAGCCUGAGUGCUGCUACAUCCUGCCACACAACAUGGAGGCAACAGAUGGCCAAGCCUGAGUGUGCUACAUCCUGCAACACCACAUGGAGGCAACAGAUGGCCAAGCCUGAGUGCUGCUACAUCCUGCCACACCACAUGGAGGCAACAGAUGGCCAAGCCUGAGUGUGCUACAUCCUGCAACACCACAUGGAGGCAACAGAUGGCCAAGCCUGAGUGUGCUAAACCAUCCUGCCACACAACAUGGAGGCAACAGAUGGCCAAGCCUGAGUGUGCUACAUCCUGCCACACAACAUGGAGGCAACAGAUGGCCAAGCCUGAGUGUGCUACAUCCUGCAACACCACAUGGAAGCAACAGAUGGCCAAGCCUGAGUGCUGCUACAUCCUGCCACACAACAUGGAGGCAACAGAUGGCCAAGCCUGAGUGCUGCUACAUCCUGCCACACAACAUGGAGGCAACAGAUGGCCAAGCCUGAGUGCUGCUACAUCCUGCCACACAACAUGGAGGCAACAGAUGGCCAAGCCUGAGUGCUGCUACAUCCUGCCACACAACAUGGAGGCAACAGAUGGCCAAGCCUGAGUGCUGCUACAUCCUGCCACACAACAUGGAGGCAACAGAUGGCCAAGCCUGAGUGUGCUAAACCAUCCUGCCACACAACAUGGAGGCAACAGAUGGCCAAGCCUGAGUGUGCUAAACCAUCCUGCCACACAACAUGGAGGCAACAGAUGGCCAAGCCUGAGUGUGCUAAACCAUCCUGCCACACAACAUGGAGGCAACAGAUGGCCAAGCCUGAGUGCUGCUACAUCCUGCCACACAACAUGGAGGCAACAGAUGGCCAAGCCUGAGUGUGCUAAACCAUCCUGCCACACAACAUGGAGGCAACAGAUGGCCAAGCCUGAGUGCUGCUACAUCCUGCCACACAACAUGGAGGCAACAGAUGGCCAAGCCUGAGUGUGCUGCACCAUCCUGCCACACAACAUGGAGGCAACAGAUGGCCAAGCCUGAGUGCUGCUACAUCCUGCCACACAACAUGGAGGCAACAGAUGGCCAAGCCUGAGUGUGCUAAACCAUCCUGCCACACAACAUGGAGGCAACAGAUGGCCAAGCCUGAGUGUGCUAAACCAUCCUGCCACACAACAUGGAGGCAACAGAUGGCCAAGCCUGAGUGCUGCUACAUCCUGCCACACAACAUGGAGGCAACAGAUGGCGAAGCCUGAGUGUGCUGCACCAUCCUGCCACACAACAUGGAGGCAACAGAUGGCCAAGCCUGAGUGUGCUGCACCAUCCUGCCACACAACAUGGAAGCAACAGAUGGCCAAGCCUGAGUGUGCUAAACCAUCCUGCCACACAACAUGGAGGCAACAGAUGGCCAAGCCUGAGUGCUGCUACAUCCUGCCACACAACAUGGAGGCAACAGAUGGCCAAGCCUGAGUGUGCUGCACCAUCCUGCCACACAACAUGGAAGCAACAGAUGGCCAAGCCUGAGUGUGCUAAACCAUCCUGCCACACAACAUGGAGGCAACAGAUGGCCAAGCCUGAGUGCUGCUACAUCCUGCCACACAACAUGGAGGCAACAGAUGGCCAAGCCUGAGUGUGCUGCACCAUCCUGCCACACAACAUGGAGGCAACAGAUGGCCAAGCCUGAGUGUGCU
Messenger RNA from Haliotis rufescens (red abalone), 7810 nucleotides. RefSeq lists its product as uncharacterized. Lineage: Eukaryota; Metazoa; Mollusca; Gastropoda; Lepetellida; Haliotidae. The transcript has 13 exons. The record is from RefSeq and is a predicted model, not a curated record. The coding region runs from base 285 to 3407 and encodes 1040 amino acids.